AUGGCGGGAGCGAACUUCCUCUCCACCGCGCCGCUUGUCGCCCACGGCGUCGCUGCCAGCUCUUCCAUUUGGACUCCGACGCGGAGGUACCCGCACAUUCGAGUGUGCUGCCGGGCUGACGCUGAGGGCUCGGAGGCUGCUGCUCAUAAAGAGCGUCUGCAAUUCCGUCGGAGACAAUUCAUUGGCACCUGCAUCGGGACCGCCAUUGGUUUGGAAAUGAUCGACGGCUCUACGAGAUUCUCUGGAGUGGCUACUGCAGCUGAUCUCAUAGAGCGUAGACAACGGUCUGAGUUCCAAUCAAAAAUCAAAGACACCCUCUACGUAACCAUAAAGGCCAAGCCAGAGCUCGUUCCAUCUUUGUUGACCUUGGCAUUGAAUGAUGCCAUCACAUAUGACAAGGCCACAAAAACUGGAGGUGCAAAUGGGUCUAUCAGGCUAGCACAAUCAGCACUGAAGAGAUCGUUUCUUGACGCUGCCAUUGCCAAAUGUGGUGGAAAUGAAGAGAAGGAAGAACCCUAUACUCUGCAUAUGUGGGGUCUGUUCGAUAAAACAUUCGGGAGAGCAGACACAGAAGAAGCAGAUCCAGAGGGACGAGUGCCUGAGUGGAGCAAAGCUUCUGUGCAGGAGAUGAAGGAUAGGUUCGUCGCUGUUGGGUUGGGUCCUCGCCAGCUUGCUGUUAUGUCAGCGUUCCUUGGACCUGACCAGGCUGCUACCGAGGAACGACUGAUAGCUGAUCCGGAUUGCCGUCCAUGGGUAGAGAAGUACCAGCGGAGCCGCGAGACUGUCUCCCGGACUGACUAUGAAGUAGACCUGAUAACCACACUCACAAAACUGAGCUCCCUUGGCCAGAAGAUAAACUAUGAAGCCUACACAUACCCUAAGCAAAAGAUUGACCUGGGCAAAUUGAAACUGUAA
This is a messenger RNA of Miscanthus lutarioriparius, 915 nucleotides long. The record is from the annotation of a GenBank genome assembly. NCBI's taxonomy places the organism in Eukaryota, Viridiplantae, Streptophyta, Magnoliopsida, Poales, Poaceae.